ACAUUUUGUAAUUAGCUUUUAAUCUAGUCCGAGUUAUAAGGCCAGUUCUUUUUGGCUGAACUUUUGCACCAAUUCAUUUUUCUUCCUUUUCUCUUUAGAAAGAAAAAAAGAAGAAGAUGAACUAGUGCAAAAGUUCAGAUAAAAAGAACAGACCUAUAGUGUAUUUAUAGUCUAAGUUGACAAGCUUUUAAUAUUAUUCAAAAAUGUGAUGUUAUAUAUUAUUUUUUGUCAAUGUUUUGUUCCGGCAUACAAUGAGAAGAAUAUGAAUCUAUUCAGGUCUAUUGAAAUGCAUAAGCGAAUCGUACAGAUGUCUUAGCAUUUACGAAGUGGGAGCAUGUCAAGAUGAGAGAUGUGGCGGGGAGAGACAUACAUACUCGAAUAAAAACCGAAUGCCGUCUGUAGACACGACAGUCGGUUUUACUCCAGUUACUCGAAGGAUGAUUAUUCGUUCCAGAAAGAAACAUCAACGUGUAUAAACCUGUGAUCGUCAACAACUGUCCGACCAUCGCCUGAGCAGAUCGAUCACGAGCAUUCGAGUUUAUUGUUUAGAUAAAAUUAAGCAGAAUGCCAGGACAACUGGAGGAGAUCAAAGGCGAGCUUGCCACUUUCGGUAUGGGCUGCUUCUGGGCGGGGGAUUCUCUCUUUGGAGUACUGCCUGGUGUCAUCAGAACCUGUGUCGGCUACGCUGGUGGGAUCAAGGAGUCUCCAGCAUACAAGAACAUGGGAGAUCAUACUGAGGUCAUCAACAUCGAAUAUGAUCCAGAACUAGUAUCUUAUACACAUCUACUGAGUUUGUUUUGGAACAAUCAUGAAUAUAGUCUAACAAAAAAGAUUAAAAGACAGUACAUGUCACUGAUCUUAUAUCACGAUGAAGAACAAAAAUUACAAGCUGAAAAAUCUCGCGAGCAGGAACAGCGGAAGCGUGGAGAAAUCUUUGUCACAGAAAUUCAAAAGUUUUCAAAGUUUUAUCCAGCCGAAGAUUACCAUCAGAAAUAUCGACUGCAGAAUCAUCCAUGGCUGGUUGAAACAUUGGGCUUCAACACACGAGAAAUUUUGUGUGAGUCUCCACUAGCAGCCAAAUUGAAUGGCUACAUCGCAGGAGCUGGUACCUUGGAACAAUUUGAAAGAGAGUUACCGAAUUUAGAAUUAAAUGAGAAGUCGGUACAAUAUUUAACGAAAUAUAUUAUUGAGAAUCAAGGCAGUGGUUUGUACUGCUAGCAAAUCUAGUACAAUGGGAAAAAUGCAAAUAAUAUUUUUUACAUUAACGAAUAUAUAUUUGGACAUUCUCAAAUUCUUCGUAAGAAGAAUACAC
Acromyrmex echinatior (Panamanian leafcutter ant) is the source of this 1312-nucleotide messenger RNA. RefSeq names its product methionine sulfoxide reductase A (gene MsrA). Gene Ontology annotation, molecular function: peptide-methionine (S)-S-oxide reductase activity. The record is from RefSeq and is a predicted model, not a curated record. Lineage: Eukaryota; Metazoa; Arthropoda; Insecta; Hymenoptera; Formicidae.